UCAUUUUUUUUUUGUGUGUGUGUGAUGUUACAGAGACCAGACGGUGGAGGAGGUCAUGACGGACAAUGAGGCCAGUGGCAGCAAUGAUGACCUGGGUGGCACAGCAAAUACUGGAGAGCCCCUGUACUUGACACCUCUCAUCGAUGCUGGCAAACUGAACGAGGCCAGGUCAUCAAGCAAGGUCGGCCCCAUCGGGGCUGAUCACGAGGUACCCAGUUAUGCGGGCUACAUCACCGUCAAUCCACAGUACAAUAGCAAUCUAUUCUUCUGGUUCGUUCCUUCACUGAGGGAUCCGCAGAAUGACCCGGUGAUACUGUGGAUGCAAGGAGGACCCGGUACGUCCUCGCUUCUGGGUUUCUUCAAUGAGCACGGUCCUUACUAUGUGUCGGAGGAGGACGGCGGCGAGGCGGCGUUUCGCGAGCUCACCUGGGCGCAGCGCUACUCGAUGCUUUACGUGGACCAACCCGUGGGAACGGGGUUCAGCUACACCGAGAACGACGCUGGCUACGCCCGAAACCAGACCGAUGUUGGCCGCGACAUGUUAGAGUUCUUGCAGCAGUUCUUCACGCUGUUCGGCGAGCUGGCCAAAAAUGAAUUCUACAUCGCGGGAGAAUCCUACGCCGGGAAGUACGUGCCGACUGUGGGCGCCACGCUACACGAGAACGCGGACUCAAUGCGGGUCAAGAUUAAUUUCCGUGGCAUCGCCUACGGCAACGGUCUGACGGACCCCGUAAAUAUGGUGGACUUUGGCACUUUCAUCUACGGGAUCGGCCUCAUCGACCGUGGUGCCGCCGACCACAUGAUGCGAGUCGCCAAGGAAGCGGUCGAUCUCCUCCGCGCAGGUCGAACUGUCGAGAGCGGUUACUUAAUGGACAGUCUGUUCUUCGGUCUUCUGACGCAGAACAGUUUCUUCAAGAACGUCACCGGCUUUGAAUACUACUACAACUACCUGAUCGACAAGGAGCCCGAAGACAGCAAGACUUACAAGGCUUUCGUCCAGAAGCCCGAGAUCCGGCGAGCCCUGCACGUGGGUCAGCAAGGAUUCAGCAUGAGCCGCGAUCUGGUGACCGCCCACUUCAUCCGCGACAUCAUGCGCUCGGCCGUGCCGCAGUUCACCCAAGUUCUGGAGAGCGGCUACAAGGUGCUGGUGUACAGCGGUCACUUGGACAUUUGCGUGCCCACCACGCACACGGAGAAAUUCCUCGCCAACGUGGCCUGGUCGCACGCGGAUCGAUGGUCUCGCGAACCUCGCCACAUCUGGCGGAGCGCCGACGGCCAGCGUCUGUACGGCUACAAGAAGACCGUCGAGAACCUCAACUUCGUCGUGGUGCGCAACGGCGGACACGUGCUGCCUUAUGACCAGCCCGAGGCUAUGUUCGAGCUCAUCACAGCCUUCGUCGAUAACGAGCCGCCUUUCUCCGCACAGGCUAGCUCUUCUGCGUAGACGACACACUUGUCCGACUUGCGAUUUGUUCGGCGAUGCGCGGUGACCGAAUUCGCGUAAGAGAAAGAUGUAAGAAGAUUAUAUCAGAAAACAAAUUAGCAUGAAGCGCUUUGCUUUUUUCGUGACCGUGUAAGCACCAAUAUUUCUGUCAAUCCUUAUGCGUAAAUUGUGCCACAGCGCAAUAGGAUCGUACUAUGAUAAUAUAAACUGGCAUGCAAUGAAAAUCUACUAAACGGUGCCAUGAUAUGUCAUUUGCGACCAGGUAUAGCUGUUUCUGCUCAGGAUUAAGUUUGUACUUUACCAGGCGUAGCGCUUCGCAGCGAACUCUUUCAGUUAGAAUUGGGGAAGCUUUAUGUUUAAAAUAACAUGCACGUUUUGCGUAAGAACUGCUUCACUGCUGCAUUCAUAGACCCUCAA
This is a messenger RNA of Dermacentor andersoni, 1861 nucleotides long. Its product is annotated as venom serine carboxypeptidase-like. Gene Ontology annotation, molecular function: serine-type carboxypeptidase activity. Gene Ontology annotation, biological process: proteolysis. The record is from RefSeq and is a predicted model, not a curated record. Lineage: Eukaryota; Metazoa; Arthropoda; Arachnida; Ixodida; Ixodidae.